Messenger RNA from Uloborus diversus, 670 nucleotides. RefSeq lists its product as uncharacterized. The record is from RefSeq and is a predicted model, not a curated record. The coding region runs from base 97 to 645 and encodes 182 amino acids. Lineage: Eukaryota; Metazoa; Arthropoda; Arachnida; Araneae; Uloboridae. The transcript has 5 exons.
CGAGCAUUUUCAUAACGUUAUCACACAAGAUAAGAAAAAUUCUUUCAUGUUCCUUACCAGAAAUUCACUUUGGUAUUUAACUAUUAUUGAUGCAAAAUGCUGCUUUCUUGGGUCAUAUUCAUUUUAGGAUUUUCAUACGUACUGGCUUUGCCUACUUGUUCCGAUGAUGAAAUUAGCGCUUGUGGGAAUCUCGGGGAGAAAGAUUGGAAGGGUAAGCAAUGGCCGGAAAAUGCGAUAGAACUUGACAAAGCUUGCAGCCAAGUGCAAGGUGCUCUGGAAUGCCAAAUAGCUGUUGCUGAAAGGUGUUCCAAUACUUUACUUCGUAUGUUCUUGGGAUACAUGAAAGAAUCUCAGAAACUGCAUAAAAAACUGUGCUCAACAUUUGAUCCAUUGAGAAUUAAGUUCCUUCGUACCGUACCAUGCCUGAAUUCAGCUAUAGAACAGUUGUACAGUCACUGUAAGAGCCUAACGUCAGUACAGGAAGCUGGGGGUUUUUGUGCGUACAACUUUAAAGUUUUGUCCUGCGUCCAGUCUGGAUUGCAAUCGAAGUGUGGCGAUGAGACAAUGCAUGUUUUCAAUGCCUUGUAUGAACCCAUGAUUGAGUUAGAUAAAAUAUUUUGCAGGAAAGAUGAUAACCUUGUGUGAGAAGAAAUAAAGAGAAAUUAACUGC